CAUGGCGUCGCUGAUUUGUGACUGUGAACGUCAUCACCUUUACUCCUCAACCACACAACACUUCACUUCUUCCAAUCCCAAUCUUCUUCUCUUCUUCUUCUUCUUCUUCACAUUCAACAACAACACCAUCAACAUCAACAAUCAAUGCUCAUUCAAUUCAACUGACUCUCCAACAACCUCCGAAGAUGGCGACGGUGAUAGCACCACCGCCCACACUCUUCUCCGUGCGCGCUGCAACGGCGUCGUCGUCGCGGAACAAGAAGAAGCAGAAGAAGCCGCGAGCUCUGGGUAACUUCGACCACAUGGCUCAUGUGGUUAGCAAGGACAUGGAGUUUCUCAAGAGAGGGAUUUAUAAAGGAGUUGCGUGGGCUAAUGAUGCUUUUCGCAUUCCCCAGAUUGCUAAGAAAGUUGAUGACCUUGUUUGGCUUCGUAAUCUCGAAGACCCUCUUGCUGCUUCUGUUUCUGCGCCUUCUUGGCCUCAGCCUUGGUACCCAGGACUUACUGGAGUGGAUUUGCUCAUGUAUGAUCUCAAAGCCUUGGAAGCAUAUGCUGCAUACUUCUAUUAUUCGUCUAAGAUUUGGUCUAAGCCUCUCCCUGAAGCUUAUGAUCCUGAGGAUGUUGCUCACUAUUUUAAUGCCAGGCCCCAUGUGGUGGCUCUUCGUGUUCUUGAGGUAUUUUCCUCCUUUGCCUCUGCUGUGAUCAGUAUUCGAACUUCAAGGUUUAGAAAGUUUCUAGGGAGAAGUCCAGAAGAAGAUGUAGAUGAUAAAACAUCUCAAUAUAAUUUUGGGAUGGUGUUAAAGGAAACAAUGCUCAAUCUUGGCCCCACCUUCAUAAAAGUUGGUCAGUCCCUUUCCACAAGGCCAGAUAUCAUUGGUGUUGAGAUGUCCAAGGCAUUGUCAGAACUGCAUGAUCAAAUCCCUCCUUUUCCCAGGAAUGUUGCUAUGAAGAUCAUUGAGGAAGAACUGGGAGCUCCUCUGGAAUCAUUCUUCAGUUACAUUUCUGAGGAACCUAUAGCUGCAGCAUCAUUCGGUCAGGUUUAUUUUGCCCGUACUACUGAUGGUGUUAAUGUUGCGGUAAAAGUUCAGCGCCCUGAUUUGCAUCAUGUGGUGGUGCGGGAUAUCUACAUCCUUCGCCUUGGGUUGGGGCUUCUGCAAAAGAUUGCGAAGAGAAAGAGUGACCCUCGCGUGUAUGCUGAUGAGCUUGGGAAAGGUUUUGUUGGUGAAUUGGAUUACACUUUAGAGGCUGCAAAUGCUUUGAAGUUUCGGGAAGUUCACUCAUCAUUUGCUUUCAUGCAUGUGCCAAAAAUAUUUCGACAUUUAAGUCGAAAGAGAGUUCUGACCAUGGAGUGGGUGGUUGGUGAAAGUCCAACAGAUUUGGUCUCUGUAUCUACUGGUAACUCUCGUGGAAAUGUCCCUGAAUAUUCAGAAAGGCAGAAAGUAGAUGCAAAAAGGCGUCUUCUGGAUCUGGUCAACAAAGGUGUUGAAGCAACAUUGGUGCAACUUCUUGAAACUGGCUUAAUACAUGCUGAUCCCCAUUCUGGCAACUUGCGCUAUACUUCCUCAGGACAAUUGGGGUUUCUGGAUUUUGGUUUGCUCUGUCAAAUGGAAAAAAGGCAUCAGUUUGCUAUGCUGGCUUCAAUAGUUCAUAUAGUAAAUGGUGACUGGGCAUCCCUUGUACGUGCUCUGAUUGACAUGGAUGUUGUGAGGCCAGGGACAAAUAUCCGACUUGUUACCCGGGAACUGGAACAGGCCUUGGGAGAAGUAGAAUUUAAAGAAGGAAUUCCUGAUGUAAAGUUCAGCAGGGUUCUGGGAAAGAUUUGGUCUGUAGCACUCAAGUAUCAUUUCCGUAUGCCACCAUAUUAUACCCUUGUCUUAAGAUCCCUAGCUUCAUUCGAAGGUUUGGCUAUAGCUGCAGAUCCAAAUUUUAAGACCUUUGAAGCUGCAUACCCUUAUGUUGUUCGGAAACUUCUCACAGAAAAUUCCGCUUCAACCAGGCAGAUAUUGCAUUCGGUCCUUCUAAACCGAAAGAGGGAGUUCCAGUGGCAAAGGCUUUCCAUGUUCUUGAGGGUAGGGUCAACCAGGAAAGCCUUGCAACUAGUGGCAUCAAAUAAUGAGACUUCCCUUGACCAUUUACCAAAUAAGGCCACUGGUAAAUUUGAUGUUGCGUACUUGGUCUUGAGGCUCUUACCAUCCAAAGACGGUGUUGCUCUCAGAAGACUUCUCAUGACUGCUGAUGGAGCUUCAUUAAUCAAAGCCAUGGUCUCAAAUGAGGGAAAGUUUUACCGCCAACAACUUUGCAAGCUCAUUACUGAUGCACUGUACCAAUGGAUGAUCAAAUUACUUGGACAAGGAAUUUCAGCUACUCAGUAUUCUGGGGCGAUAUUGGUUGAUCGACCUUACAACAAAGAACCAGGUCUAUCCCCUGGAUCAUCCUUGCCUGCAUAUGAUUAUGACUCCAUCUUUAGAGAUCGACGGCUUAGGGUGAUAUUUUCUAAGGUUCUAAAAUCUGCCAGUAGUGAUAAAAUAUUGAUGCUGCGCUUCUGCUGGGCCUCCAUUCUUAUAACUAUUACAGCUUCAACUUUGGCUUUGCACCGGGUUGUCAUGUCUCUGUCUGAAGUUUACUUGGGUUCUAUAUUCGAUGCUCCUAAAAGAUAUGCAGUCAGUGCAUGAUAGUAUUCAGUUUUCCCAACUGAAAGUGAGCAUUCUUAUCCAGCAGUUUUCAAAGAGGGAAAAAAAUGUUCAUUUCUAUGCAUAACAAGAAGUUCAAUUAUUUAUUAUUGCUAACAAAAGCAGUUGUGUUUGUUGCUUAAGUUUAAUGUGUUAAUUUUGGAGCCAAUUAAGUGGCAGGCAGGUGAAAUAUAGUUAUAUAAUAUAUAGGAUUACAGUGUCUUGUAGUUACAGUUAUGUUUCAUACACAGGGAAACUCUAUGCAGUGAACUGAUGUUAUGUUGAUGCAUCCUGAUCUAGAUAUCUGUAUGUGGCAGUCUUGAUCUAGAUAUCUGUACAGUGUCAUGUAAAGUAUUCCAUUUGUUUUUUUAAGAAUAAAGAUGUCUUUGAUUACUAA
Molecule: messenger RNA, 3063 nt
Organism: Lotus japonicus
Lineage: Eukaryota; Viridiplantae; Streptophyta; Magnoliopsida; Fabales; Fabaceae
Exons: 16
Coding region: 186-2669 (827 amino acids)
Biological process (GO): protein phosphorylation
Molecular function (GO): ATP binding; protein kinase activity
Source: RefSeq, a predicted model, not a curated record